CUAGUGCAGGCUGCGGGGCUGCGUGCUCCCGAGCGCCGCUGUCCGGGGGGUGGGCGUGUUUGCGGCCUGCGUCGGGAGGGGACAGGCGAGGCUCCCCGGGCUUCCCGGCCAUGGAGAAUCAGGUGCUGACCCCGCACGUCUACUGGGCUCAGCGACACCGCGAGCUGUAUCUGCGCGUGGAGCUGAGUGACGUGCAGAAUCCAGCCAUCAGCAUCACUGAAAACGUGCUGCAUUUCAAAGCUCAGGGACAUGGCGCCAAAGGGGACAACGUCUAUGAAUUUCACCUGGAGUUCUUAGACCUUGUGAAGCCAGAGCCGGUUUAUAGACUGACCCAGAGGCAGGUGAACAUCACGGUACAGAAGAAGGUGAGUCAGUGGUGGGAGAGGCUCACCAAGCAGGAGAAGCGUCCACUGUUUCUGGCUCCUGACUUCGAUCGCUGGCUGGAUGAAUCUGAUGCAGAAAUGGAGCUUAGAGCCAAGGAGGAAGAACGUCUCAAUAAACUCUGUCUAGAAAGCGAAGGCUCCCCUGAAACUCUCACCAGCCUGAAGAAAGGAUACCUGUUCAUGUACAACCUUGUGCAGUUUCUGGGCUUCUCCUGGAUCUUUGUGAACCUGACGGUGCGCUUCCUUAUCUUGGGGAAAGAGUCCUUUCAUGACACGUUCCACACCGUGGCUGACAUGAUGUAUUUCUGCCAGAUGCUGGCAGUUGUGGAAACCAUCAAUGCGGCAAUUGGAGUCAUUAGCUCACCAGUGGUGCCUUCUCUCCUCCAGCUUCUUGGAAGAAAUUUUAUCUUGUUUAUAAUCUUUGGCACCAUGGAAGAAAUGCAGACCAAAGCUGUGGUUUUCUUUGUGUUUUAUAUAUGGAGCCUAAUUGAAAUUUUCAGGUACCCGUUCUACAUGCUCUCCUGCAUUGACAUGGACUGGAAGGUGCUCACGUGGCUUCGGUACACUGUGUGGAUUCCUUUAUACCCUCUGGGAUGUUUGGCAGAAGCUGUGUCAGUGAUCCAGUCCAUUCCAAUAUACAACGAGACAGGAAGAUUCAGUUUUACAUUGCCAUACCCAGUGAAAAUGAAAGUUAGAUUUUCCUUUUUCCUUCAGAUUUAUCUUAUAAUGUUAUUUCUAGGGUUAUAUAUAAAUUUCCGCCACCUUUAUAAGCAGCGCAGGCGGCGCUAUGGACAAAAAAAGAAAAAGAUGCACUGAAGAGAUAUGUAGCUAGUUUCUUGUCAGUUUGAACCUAAUCUAUAUUCUUACCAUUUUAUCUUCUUGUAUUGAUGGAAAAGGGUUUUUGCUUUGUUUUUAAGUGACGCUAUCUUCUUUUCCCCAGUAACAUUCCUGAAUUUCCUUUUAUUAUCUUAGUGUAGUGCCUGCAUGACGUGGAUUCCAAUACCUGAUACCUUUCUGUGGCUCAUUCUUGUGCACUCAGCUAGGACAGCACAGACCCAGCCCCACCCUCCUGUCUGGUCUUGUCUUCCCAUGCCAGAGGCCCUGUCUUGGGGUUGGCUCCGCAAGGUCUUGCCUUUCUUGUAGUGGGUUGUUCUACUUAGCAGUUACUACUAGAGAAAAACACCCCAAGAUCUGUCACUCUGCAGAAGGCUGUUAAAGGAACAUUUCUGUAUUCAAGGGGUUACUUGGGCAGUGAGAUAGCAUGGACCUUUUGAAAAUCAAGUAGAUUAGAACAUUGCUGAGUCAGAGUGGGCUGGAGAACAUAUUUCUGACAUCUUUUGGGCUAAAAGCACCCAUUAUUACAGCACUUACUGGCAUAGGCAGUAAGAGGCAGAGUGAUUUGAAAGCAACCAAUCAGAGCCUUGGAACACCAUGACCCCUUCAUUCCUACCUAAAAGAACUGUUUUCGACACUGGAGAAAGCGGGAACAUGACUUGGAAACUACUGAGGUUAUGACUUCCAAAUGUAAAUGGCUUCAGGGGUCAGAAGGGGGUACACAAACACAUGGACCAAACUGGCAGCCAACAUUUGCUGGCCGUAUAGACUGUUGCAGACUAAUGUGAAGCAUUAAUGUAGGCCAGACACACCUGUGAGCUGUCCUCGCUGUGCCCAAGCAUGAAGAGAGGCUUGGCCUUCUUCACUGUCUGUCCAUUUAUUUGUGUUCUCGGAGUCAAUAACUACUUUGAACUUCAGAAAUAUAUAUAUUUUUUGACCUGUCUGCAGUAGGACACUGAAAACAGGGAAUUUUGUUUGGGGAAUGCCCAGCAGAACCAUUCACAAGGAUUUCUGGAGGAAACUCACUGAAAGGGAACUAAACAAAAUCUAGACAUUAUGGCUGCCAUUGUAAAACCAGUUUCCUCUACACAUUUCAUGAAAACCCAGUAAGAUAAGUGUUAGAAGUAACACGUGGACACAGAAGGCCUGGUAGUGGAUUCUGCUCUGCUGUUGCCACCAUCCUCGAAGAGAAACGAGUGGGCACUGCUUCACUGGGCACAGAUGGAUGCUCGCUGGGUGUGACCUUGGCAUCUGUCUGCACAAGCUGGCUGGCUGUGAAGGCUUCACUGCCCUGAGGGCUUCCAGGUCUCAAAGCUUGUUUGCAUUGACUUCUGUGUGUCGUCAACACACGGGAACUGGGUGGCUGAGCUUCGCAGCAGAAUGCGCUGCAGUCUUGUGGUGAAACCAUGUCCUUAGUGGUUGUUUGGAUCCCUGUCACUGCUGUCUGAGAACGUGAAAGAUUGUGUAUUUCUAUUAAAACAUUUAAAAUCAAAAUCCUAA
Messenger RNA from Jaculus jaculus (lesser Egyptian jerboa), 2717 nucleotides. RefSeq names its product 3-hydroxyacyl-CoA dehydratase 3 (gene Hacd3). Lineage: Eukaryota; Metazoa; Chordata; Mammalia; Rodentia; Dipodidae. Gene Ontology annotation, molecular function: 3-hydroxyacyl-CoA dehydratase activity. The record is from RefSeq and is a predicted model, not a curated record. Gene Ontology annotation, cellular component: endoplasmic reticulum membrane. Gene Ontology annotation, biological process: fatty acid elongation; sphingolipid biosynthetic process; very long-chain fatty acid biosynthetic process. The transcript has 11 exons. Bases 111 to 1199 code for a protein of 362 amino acids.